AUGCCCGUCCACAAGUCCCAGGGUCCCAAACUGCACUUUGCAGUGGUAGUGCUGUUGUGUGUGACGGUGUCAUCUGAGGCACUCGGUCUGGUUGAACUAUUGGAGAGAGUCUCCCAGGUGUCUGACAAGCUGCACUCUCUCAGCUCAUCAAUUACCAACGACCUAAAUUCCCAUAUCCCUCCAAUGGGAAAGAUCAUCAUGCGCCCAUCGAUGUGCCACACAUCUUCCCUCCAAACUCCCAAUGACAAGGAGCAAGCCCUCAGAGUGCCUGAGUCUGAGCUGCUGUCCUUGGUUCGUUCACUACUGGUUGCGUGGUCAGAUCCUCUAGCCGUGCUGUUGAAUGAGGCUCCUGGUCUUGUCCACCCUGACAAAAGCCUGAUCUACAGCAAGACCAAAGAACUUCAAGAGCAUUCAAACACUUUGGGUGAUGGCUUGGAUCGUCUAGUCCACAAGAUGGGGCCUACUUCCCAGGUCAUCUCGUCUCUACCCUUCAACAACGACUCUGCGAACGACAAGAACAUGCGCUUGUCCAACUUCCACUUCCUGCUGUCUUGUUUUCGCAGAGACUCCCACAAAAUUGACAGCUUCCUCAAGGUCCUUCGCUGCCGGGCAGCCAAGCUGCGUCCAGAGAUGUGUUAA
Molecule: messenger RNA, 639 nt
Organism: Sardina pilchardus (European sardine)
Lineage: Eukaryota; Metazoa; Chordata; Actinopteri; Clupeiformes; Clupeidae
Gene: prl
Product: prolactin
Exons: 5
Coding region: 1-639 (212 amino acids)
Biological process (GO): positive regulation of receptor signaling pathway via JAK-STAT; positive regulation of cell population proliferation; response to nutrient levels
Cellular component (GO): extracellular region
Molecular function (GO): hormone activity
Source: RefSeq, a predicted model, not a curated record